UCUCUCUCUCGCCCCCCACCUUCCAACAAUGUCUGGUGCUCUCCUUGAUCAUUGAAAGCCCAGGAUGAUCCCCCUCAAUGAUCCAUUCAGAGAACUAGUAUUAGAAACAGCUCAUGGACGAUCAGCAUGCACCUGAUAUUGUCCUUUCGGUUACAACCCAACUUCUCUCUUCCAAAAAACCAUACCUCCACAAAAUUUUACCCCAGUUUGCCCCCCCCUCUCCCCUCCCCAGAAUCAUCAUCUUAUUUGGGUCUGCGUGUUUGUGUCUGUCGAGAUUGAGAAACAUAGAGAUGUUGGAGCCGGUUCGUUCCUUGCAUAGCCUUCCUCUAUUCCUUGGCAUAUAUCAGCAUUCAUGGAUUAUCUUACUCGAGCAAGAUUUGCCUGACUCCCACAUCCCCACAAUGCAUCAGUAGACGUGCCUGCCACCCAAUUUUCCCCGUAGAUGGAGACCCCUGUAGAGAUUGGUCUCUCCUUUAUUUGACAGAGAGAUGCAUCCAAAUAAACUUCCAUUUGAUACCCAUGGCAAAUGCAAAAACGUUGUGAUGGAUCGAGUUUCGAUCUCCAGAUUCCCGUUGGUGCAUGAAGGGUAAAAAGGAGCGCACACAGCCAAGUAAAUCUGAAGUUAUGGACUCAAUCCCCAAGAAAGAAACAAAUGUAUGUUACGACAUGCCAGGUGAUCCCAAAAAGCCAGAUCGAGCAGCUAAAGAUGUCUCUGAGUCUACCCGUGAUUCGCCUGCUAUACCUGCAAAUUCUGAUCCAUUUCCCAAAGAUUGUGAAGUUGGAUUGAGAAAAGUCGAACGGGAUAACAAGAAUAAUACCACUGCAGAUGGACCACCCAUUUGCCAGCAGCAGAUACCAGGCCUAACAAUAACGCAUGCCAAUAAUCAUAACCACAACGAAAUUUCAACAGCUUCAUCAGCAGCGAUAUUGACAAGUAGACCACUCACAGCAACGACGCUGCAACCGCAACCAAAUGCACAGAACUCCAAUAGCCAGCAGGGACCGAGCCGUAGUAACAGCUUGGAGAACUCAGGUACAAUGCUGAGGCCCCACACAGGUGGGGAUGUUCGAUGGGAGGCCAUCAAUAUGUUGCCCAAGGGAGGUCCCAAACUUGGCAUGAGCAACUUUCGGCUCCUGAAGCGCAUAGGUUAUGGGGACAUAGGGAGCGUGUAUCUCGUGGAGCUCCGAGGAACCAACACUCACUUUGCCAUGAAAGUGAUGGACAAGUCAUCCCUUGCCAGCAGAAACAAACUCCAGCGAGCUCAGACCGAAAGGGAGAUACUCGGGCUCCUCGAUCACCCAUUUCUGCCCACUCUUUAUUGUUACUUUGAGACCGAAAAGUUCUAUUGCUUGGUCAUGGAGUUCUGCAGCGGAGGAAAUCUGCAUUCCCUCCGUCAAAAGCAACAAAACAAGCAUUUCACCGAAGAAGCUGCCAGGUUUUAUGCAUCGGAGGUGUUGUUGGCGCUGGAAUACCUGCACAUGCUUGGCAUUGUGUACAGGGACCUGAAGCCAGAGAACGUGCUGGUGAGAGAUGAAGGGCAUAUAAUGCUUUCGGACUUCGACUUAUCACUACGGUGCUCAGUCAGCCCAACACUAGUAAAGUCCUCGUCAGUACAUGUAGGCAGUAGCAGCAGCAGCAGCAGCACUGGUUUUUCGUCUGGGGCCAUUUUGGAUGAGGAGUACGCGGUGCAUGGUUGCAUGCAGCCAUCCAACUUUCUGCCACGGAUAUUGCCCGGGAAGAAGAGCCGCAAGUCUAAAUCGGACUUCGGGGUGCUGGUAGGUGGAGGAGGGCCGCAGUCUCAAUUGCCCGAGCUGAUGGCGGAGCCAACCAACGUGAGGUCCAUGUCCUUUGUGGGGACCCAUGAGUAUCUGGCUCCGGAGAUCGUCCGUGGAGAAGGACAUGGGAGCGCAGUCGAUUGGUGGACGUUUGGCAUAUUCUUGUAUGAGCUGCUGCACGGCACCACCCCCUUCAAGGGGUCAGGCAACCGGGCCACUCUCUUCAACGUGGUGGGGCAACCCUUGAGAUUUCCGGAGACCCCUCACGUGAGUUCCGUGGCGCGGGACUUGAUACGAGGCCUCCUAAUCAAGGAGCCCCACAAGCGAAUUGCCUACAAGAGAGGUGCCACUGAGAUCAAGCAACACCCGUUCUUCGAGGGAGUGAAUUGGGCCCUGGUGAGGAGUGCUCUGCCUCCCCAUGUACCUGAUCCCGUCGACUUCUCGCAGUUUGCUGUUAAAGAUCCAACGGCAGAACACGCCAACAAGAAGAUGAUGACUGAUAAUAAUGAUGCUACUCAUCAUGAGAAAGACAACAAUCCUAGUGACUCUUCUUACAUAGAAUUCGAGUACUUCUAACAAUCAUGGACAAUGGUGGAUGAAUUGAUCACCGAUGUUUGAUGUAUACAUGAAUAGAGCUAAAGAUUUU
Molecule: messenger RNA, 2422 nt
Organism: Rhodamnia argentea
Lineage: Eukaryota; Viridiplantae; Streptophyta; Magnoliopsida; Myrtales; Myrtaceae
Product: serine/threonine-protein kinase RHS3-like
Exons: 5
Coding region: 580-2352 (590 amino acids)
Biological process (GO): protein phosphorylation
Cellular component (GO): cytoplasm; nucleus; plasma membrane
Molecular function (GO): ATP binding; protein serine/threonine kinase activity
Source: RefSeq, a predicted model, not a curated record